This is a messenger RNA of Cladocopium goreaui, 3503 nucleotides long. NCBI's taxonomy places the organism in Eukaryota, Dinophyceae, Suessiales, Symbiodiniaceae. The record is from the annotation of a GenBank genome assembly.
CCUUGACGCCCUCGACUUGCCCCAGCAGCAGCUGGUCAUGUUGCCGCGCUAUGGGCGACGACAGCACUCCGCCCCCCGAUGCCGACUCCGUGGACGCCACAGGCCUGGAGGCUGCUGUGGACGCCGGCGCCGAGCGCCGCGCGCUGAUGCGGAAGGUGGCACAGCUGACGAAGGUCGUGAUGCAUUUGAACAGCAAAAAUGAUGAAAGCGAACAGCAGUACCAACUGCUGUCGGAGGAAUUGGAGGAGGAAGUGACGGCCAUCGUGGAGGGAGCCGCCAUGGAAAUCCAGGCGGAAACUCUGAAGGUCAAAGACUUGGCUGAAAAGAGCAGUCUCUUGGCCAACGCGUCGCGCUUGGAUCAGCUCUUCGGGCAGCAGAAGCUGCAGCUGGCUGCGGAACUGCAGCAGCUCCGCGCGGAGGCGCAGGAGCUGAGGCAACGGCAGAGAGAGAUGGCGGAGCUGGAGCUGGAGGUGACCAUCCAAAAGGUGCGCGAAGUCUCUCAGAAGUUGCGAGAGAGCUUGGAGAACUACCGCCGCACCUUGGAACGCCGUGCCCUGGAGAUGGCGCAACGUCACGAGGAGCUGCGCUCGGAUCGCCAGGCUGAGCUGCAGCUGGCGCAGGAGGACUUCGAUCGGCGCCUGGAAGAGUUGAAGACGUCGCUGCGGAGGGAGGCGGAGCACGCGCGUCAGUCCACAGAGCAUGCGAUGCUUCACAUGCGGCGUUUACACGAGGCCGAGACCAGCUCGCAGCAGCUGGCGCUGCUGCAACGCCGCCAGGAACGCAUGCAACGCCUGGAGCACGACUUCGCGGAGGAGCGCCGGGUGCGCGAGGCCAUGCGCAGUGGGAUGGAGCUGGAGAUGAUGCAGCAGAGGAAAGACCUGGAGGAUUUCAAGGCCUCGCUGUUUUCCGUUGAUCAACAGGUGGAGGCCAUGCGAGGCACCUUGGAGGAGAUGCGCUGCCGCGCGGAGCGCGCCUCGGCCGACGCGGACGUGGCCCGCAGCGAGGCGGCGCAGGCGGAGGCGGAGACGGCCGCGCUGGCGCGGGAGAUCGCUCUGUUGGAGGUCCGCCAACGCGGUACCGCCGUGCCGGCGCCGCCGGCCGCGGUACCGCGGCCAAAGCCGGCGGCACCGCGAAAUGGCUUGACGGAGGAGUUGAGGGAGGUCAUCAGUAACACCAAACAGGUGGAGAAUGAGAUGGCCAUGGUGGAAGCUCGACUGGGGGACCUCGAAGACGAGUUGGCAGAGCAAGACAAGACCGUGGCCGAGACGAUGGGGCCUGAAGGAAACUUCGACUUCGAAGUGGGCAACGACGCAAAAUGGGAGCAGAUCCUAAAGGACUUUGGAGGGCCCAACGCAUUGCAGGAAUGGCAAAGGCUCUUGGCCUUGGCCAAGCCCUUGGGAGAAGUCUCCAAGGGCGUCCCGGCGGCCGCGUUGCGCGGGGAUUUGGGUGCAGUGCAGACGUUGCAAAGAUACUUUUCGCGGCUUCCACCUUUGCUGCUCAACGGCUUGAAGUUUCAGGCGCCGUUCAACGACCUCUUAGAAGAAGCAGGUGUGAAGGAUCGAUUUCUGAAGAAAUGGCUGGACUACCUGUGCUUCGUGCUGCAGGCGCUGCCUGCUGCGGGCCAUCCCUCAGCACCAGUGGCCUACAUGGUGUCGGACAUGUACAGCUCUGGGGCCGUGCUGGACUAUCCCAAGGGCGGUAUGGGAGCGUUGAUUGAUGCCCUGGUCCAGGGCCUUGAGAAGCACCAGGGCCAGCUGCGCUACAACGCGCACGUGGACCAGAUCCUGGUGGAGGAUGGUCAGGCCUGCGGUGUGUCCGUGAAGGGCCGGCAGAUCCGUGCGCGCGAGGCCGUGGUGAGCAACGCCAGCGUUUGGGAUACCGAGCACCUGCUGCCGGAGGGAAGCAACUGGAAGAGCAAGCCGCCGGAGUGCGGCAGUUUCAUGCACCUCCACUUGGGCCUGAAGGCGGAGGCCUUGCCGUCCGAGAUGCCGUUGCACUACAGCGUCAUCAGGGACUGGGAGGAGCCCAUCGACGCCACGGGCAAUGUGGUGAUCAUCAGCGUGCCCAGCGUGGUGAACCCUGCCCUGGCACCGGAGGGGCGGCACUGCCUGCAUGCCUAUCUCGCAGCCACAGAACCCUUUGAGCUCUGGAAAGGCAUGGACCGUCGGAGCCCGGAGUACGCCAAGCUCAAGCGCCAGCGCGCGCAGCCGCUGUUUGAGGCGGUGGAACGUGCGGUGCCUGGUGCCUGCGAAAACAUCGAGAUGGAGCUGAUCGGAUCUCCGCUGACCCAUGCGCGCUUCAAUCGCAGGCACCGAUGCCGAGCCAUGGGCGACGAAAGGUCGGCUCAAGGUGGCAUGGGUUCAUCCUUGGGAGCCAUGAGCAAAGUUUCCAUGCACACGGCAGUGGCCAACUUCAACCGGCUCUGGGAGCGCAACGUCUCCAAGGUCCAUGACCUCAGGGGCUUUGAAGAAGUCUUCGGAUCCUAUCCGCAGGGCUUGGAGGCUGUCUUCAAAGUCUAUCCGGACUGCCAGGCCAAUUUCUUCACAGAGGUUUUUCCCUUCAUCGUGCAAUCUGCCAGUCGAAUGUACCCUGAGUACAACCUCAAGAAGCUGCAGCAAGGUGUGGUGGACCAUCUGAUGCUGGGGCGUGAGUUGGUGGUGACGCUUUUGGCGCAUAUGUUCCUUUGCACCAUCACUGAUUUGGCUAGAGAUAUGCCAUACCCCUGCUUUGACAUGCUGCUGUUUCGCGUCUCCACGCGGCAGCCACAGGAGCUGGCGAAGCUGCGGAUGGUGAUCCAUUACUUCGACAGGUGUCGACUGGAAACGCCCCAGGGGGAGUUGCGAAUCUACCGCCAGGUGCGCGACAAACGCCGGGCCUCCUGGCGAGAUUCCCGGCUGCCGCUGCUGGAGAUACAGGUCGCGCCCGAGCUCACGGGUUUCGAAGAUGAGGUUGGGAGGGGUUGCCUUCACGCGGAUUUCGCCAACAAGUCUUUGGGGGGCGGUGUGCUGGUUGGAGGAUGUGUGCAGGAGGAGAUUCGUUUCGCCAUUUGUCCGGAGCUUUGCGCUGCCAUGUUGGUGUGCCCCAUCAUGUUGGAAAACGAGGCCAUUACCAUUGUGGGUGGUGAGCAGUUCUGCACUUACACAGGCUAUGCCAGAUCCCUGGCGUUCGGUGGCGACUACCGGGACCCCUCGCCCCGCGACGCCGAUGGCACACCCUUGGUGGCCAUCACCGCUAUGGAUGCCUUGGACUUCCGGGGAGAGGAUAGCAGCCUGCGAAGACAAAUGCAGGAGCCCCUGAUGCUUCGUGAGUUGGAGAAGGCGGCGGCCGCCUUUGCGCCGGUGGACGACGUGGCACUUCGGCAGUGGCCGGUGAUCGCCACCGGCAACUGGGGCUGUGGCGCCUUCGAGGGUUGCCCCGAAUUGAAGGCAGUCUUGCAGUGGUUGGCCGCUAGCGAGGGUCGCAGGAGCUUGCUUUACUUCCCCUUUGAGUUGAAAAUUGGCCCA